UAAAAGUUCUGUUUGUGUCAGUUUCAGAUUUCCAACAUCUAUCCAUCUCUCGUUCUCUUGUUUUAUUUUGCAACCUUGGAGAGGCUUCAUAUGAAAAUGGUAUAAUGCUACGUCAAGCGACAAAUAACCUUCCUUCAGUUGGACAGACACGAGCUGAUGGAAUUUCCCCUUUUUGAAGAAAUCCAUGUUGACAGGAUGUUGAUGGGGAUUACUCAAUGCCACAGCUGUUCAAAGAGAAAUAGAGAGAGGUGCAGAGUUUCCGUUUGGGGAGCUCCUGGAACCAUGAUUACAAUCUGAACGUAGAAGGUAGAAUUGAGCAAGCUUUUUUCACUCUGGAAGAGGUUAGGAACUGGAACGUUCUCCUUUUAAUUAAGUAUAAUAUCCACUUGUGGCUUUCAAAAGUUAAAUGGCCAAGUUGCCGAAGAGAAUAAUAAUACGGAAGAUUCGACAAUUGGCGUUGGGAAUGGACAAACUGAUUUCCUGUGAGAGACAACUGAAACAUCUUGCUGAAGGAGUAUCAUUUGUACUUUAAUUGUUCUACAGUCCCAUAACGGAGUUCAUCAUUUCCACUUCCUUCAAAUUAUUUGCCCUGUUGUUUGUUCCACCUGGUUCAUUAAUGCCCUUCAGCAAAGUAAAUCUAUUGCCCUUACCUGUUCUAACAGACAGAAGGCCGCAAGAUGCAAGAGCUGAAUGGGGCCAUUCAACCCAUCACUUCUGCUCCGCCAUUUUCUCAUGGCUGAAAUGUUUCUCAACUCCAUUUUCCUGUCUUCUCCCUGUACUAUUUGAUCCCCUCACCAAUCAAGAAACUCUCUCUCUCUCUUUUAAAGACACUCAAUAUCUUGACCUCCACGGCUCUCUGCAACAAAAUCAUUCCACACUGUCACGCUCACCAGCCAAAUAAAUUCCUGCUUAUCUCCAUUCUACAAGGUUUACCCUUUGAACAGAAAGUGUUGGAGAAAAUCAGCAGAUCUCCCAACAUCUGUGCAAAGAGAUGGUCACUGUGUGCCAUGCUGCUUGUCAGCCCAAGCCUGGAUAUUGUCAAGAUUUCUUUGCAUUUGAACAGUAUCUAAGCAGUGGUGAAUAGUGCUGAACAUUGUGCGAUCAUCGGCAACCAACCCAAUUCUGACCUUAUGCUGGAAGGAAGGGCUAAGGAUGCAUUGAAGUGAACUGAAUGCAUUGAUCAAACCUGCAUCAUGAAUGUUCUAUCCGGUGAUCUGAUCAUUGAAUUGAAAGUUAGAAAGUCAAGCAUGAAAGGAAACCAACCCACCGAUCUCUUUGUUCAAAGUAUUGGGUGGGAAAUUCAUCAGAAAAUGUUUGUUUUUUCAAUCCUUCUGUCAAUUGUUCAUUUUCACGUGCUGAUCGAAAUGCAUGAGAUAUAUGGUAUCCCGAAGCCAGUCGUGUCUCUGAAUCCAUCAUAUGAGGUGUUUUUGGAAGGAGAGACGACAUUGGUGAAGUGUAGCUGUCAAUGUCCAGUCACAAGGACACACUGUUGCUACAGUCACGAUCUCGAGUGCAGUGAAAUAAAUCUUCCUGAAGGACAAUGUGAUACAUCUUUACAAUUAAAAUUCCUAACGAGAGGUGAAUCAACUUUCAAGUGUGAAUGUUUAUUCGCAUUGGCGAAUGGAACAUGGAGAAGAUCAGGAUUCACUGACCCCAUUCAGAUAAACGUCAGUGAUCAACUCUCCAAACCAAUCAUUAAAGUGCUGCAAGAUUCCAGAGAUAAUUCAAAUAGGGGCAAUGUCGUGAUUUCCUGUAAAGGUGAGAUUCGGCGCAGUGGAGGGACAUUCUACUUGUACAACAAUUGGGGGGAAGGUUCCAGACAGUAUCGCCUUGAAGUGACUAGUCUUGAAGAUACUGCGGACUUUACCAUCAAUGCAUUUGAACAUACUUCUGCAGGAAAUUACAGUUGUCAAUAUGAAACAGUGGUUAAUGGAGCUGCCAUCUUUUCCCGGUCCAGUCAGUCAGUUUCAGUCACAGAGAAACGAAAGAUGGAUCGCCCAUCAAAAGGCACCAAGCCAGAAUUAUAUCUGUACAUCGGACUGGGAUGUGCUGCCGUGAUCAUUAUUUUAUUUGUGGUGCCGUGCCUUAUACUUAUCAAGAAAGGUCGAAAUAAACAUCGAAAUGUUCAGAGGACUUCAACCUCAACAGUUCAAAAUAGACACAGUAAAAACCAUGAUGGCAUUUGUGGCAACGCCAAUUUGAUCUAUUACAACCCCACGGGCGAGUAUUCCGAUGUGAAUGACAAGAAAUGUGAAGGAGUUACUUAUGCAGUCUUGAACAUGGAUCGUAUAAAUAAAAAUGAAUCAGCCUCAGUCGUCAGGGAGGAGCCCUGCGUUUACAUGGACGUGAAAACAUAACAACCUUUGUACUCUCGCUUCCACGGUUGCCGUCUACUUCUGUCAUGUUGCUUCCUGAAACUCAUCCUGUGAAUGAAUUCAACCCACAUCCCACUUCCCAUCCAUUGAUACAGCAGUUAUCCACCCCUGGUUUCCUGAAUCCUCAAAGUCACUUUAGAGCAUUGCCAGAAGUUGAAAUACAGCAAGAUUUCCCCCGGAGGCCUCAUUCUGCACUCAAAAGAUAGGUCUGGCUGGAGUAUGAGAGAGAGUGAGGUCCGCAAGAUUUUCAUUUCUGGUUCAAGGGAUGUUUGGAAACGUUUCCAUCUCAAUUAUAAAAGUAUAUGCCAAUGACGUCCAGUGCUGCAAAGAUUUAUGUACACCGAGAAUUAGGGGACUACGACGUAUGACAAAUCUAUUACCCAACUCCGUAGAGCUACCUUUGUUCCCUAACUCUUUAAUACCUCUGUUUAACAAAAAAGUAUCACUCUAUGAUUUAAAUAAAAUAAAUCAACCAGCAUUAAAAAUGAUUGUGGAAGGCGGUUCUAUAAUUCGCCCACACAAAGUGUGAUGUGUAUUUUCGAUAGACUGUUAAUCCUGACACCAAGGUAAUGAUCUGGAAACUGGAUUUAAAUCCUGCCAUGGCAGAGGGUCGAAAAUGAAUUCAGUGAUAACCUGGAAUUAAGAGUAUAAUGAUGAAAAUGCAACUAAUGCUGACUGCCAGGAAAAAAAGUAGACCUGUUUCACUAAUAUCCUCCAGGGAAAGACAUCUAUUGUCCUUACUUGCAUAGCCUAUACAUGACUCCAGAUGAACAUUGAUCGUGAACUGCCCUCUGGGUAAUAAAUGCUGCCCCAGCCAGCAGUAUCGACAUCCCACAAACAGUUUUUUUAAGAAAUGCUUCCCACCAUCUCGGCUGAACAAUCUGUCCCUAUUUUUUAGGCUUUGCCUCCUUGUGUGAGAAUCUGUGGAAUUCACGAGGAUGCAAUUAGCGACAGACAAAUUGAAUGGACUUCUUUUUUCUAAUUGAAUCCCUACAGUGUGGAAACAGGCCCUGCAGCCCAAAACGUCCACAUCGGUCCUCUGAAGAGGAAGCCACCCAUACCCAUUCGCCCUACUGUAUAUUUACACCUGACUAAUGCAAUUAGCCUAUACAGAGGAAUCUCGAUUAACUGAAUACCAAUUAUCCG
Molecule: messenger RNA, 3521 nt
Organism: Chiloscyllium plagiosum (whitespotted bambooshark)
Lineage: Eukaryota; Metazoa; Chordata; Chondrichthyes; Orectolobiformes; Hemiscylliidae
Source: RefSeq, a predicted model, not a curated record